Cydia splendana is the source of this 551-nucleotide messenger RNA. RefSeq names its product small ribosomal subunit protein eS24 (gene RpS24). NCBI's taxonomy places the organism in Eukaryota, Metazoa, Arthropoda, Insecta, Lepidoptera, Tortricidae. Gene Ontology annotation, biological process: translation. The transcript has 2 exons. The record is from RefSeq and is a predicted model, not a curated record. Gene Ontology annotation, cellular component: ribosome. Gene Ontology annotation, molecular function: structural constituent of ribosome. Bases 109 to 507 code for a protein of 132 amino acids.
AAGGUAAUUUUGACGUAAACACUUGGCAACCCUGUCCAGUUCUUUUUCUCCUCAAAGUUGUUGGAGACACGUGCGUCUUUAACGCCGAAAUAUCUAAAAUAAGCCAAAAUGAGUGAAGGAACCGCGACAAUUCGCACCCGCAAGUUCAUGACCAACAGGUUGUUGGCGCGGAAGCAGAUGGUCUGCGAUGUGCUGCACCCUGGAAAGCCUACGGUCAGCAAGACCGAGAUCCGUGAGAAACUCGCCAAAAUGUACAAGGUGACACCUGAUGUCGUGUUCGUGUUUGGUUUCAAAACGAACUUUGGCGGUGGCAAAUCCACUGGCUUCGCGCUGAUCUACGACACACUGGACUUGGCUAAGAAGUUCGAGCCCAAGCACAGGCUAGCGCGCCACGGCCUGUACGAGAAGAAGAGGCCUACCCGCAAGCAGCGCAAGGAACGUAAGAACAGGAUGAAGAAGGUGCGUGGUACCAAGAAAUCCAAGGUCGGCGCGGCCGCCAAGAAGUGAUGUGACGGUUAGGCUGUAAGGUAAAUAAAAAUCACAAAAAAAUA